AUGAGAACUUUUGUGGUAAUCCUGGCUGUGGUGGCGUGCGCGUCCGCCGGCAACGUGAACCGCGACAAGCGCAGUGGCUCCCUGGGCGGCUGGAGCGGCUCCCUGGGCGGCCUGGGCGGGUACUCCCUCGGCAGCUCGGCCGGCUACUCGCUGGGCGGAUCGGGCUGGGCGGCACCCAGCGUGGGCUACGCCGCGCCCGCCGCGCAGGUGGUGACGGUCAACAAGGUGGUGAACACGCAGCGUGUGGUGGACGUGCCGCAGGUGGUCAGCGUGCGCAAGGUGGUCAACGAGCCCCGCGUCGUCUCCGUCAACAAGCUGGUGGCCGCUCCCAGCUACUCCUCCGGCAUUAGCUCCGGCUACGCCUCCGGCAUCGGCUACGGCUCCGGCAUCAGCUCCGGCAUUAGCUCCGGCUACGUCUCCGGCAUCGGCUACGGCUCCGGCAUCAGCUCCGGCAUUAGCUCCGGCUACGUCUCCGGCAUCAGCUCCGGCAUUAGCUCCGGCUAUGCCUCCGGCAUCGGCUACGGCUCAGGAUGCGGCUCUGGCCACGGCUGCGGCUCCAGCCUCGUAGCCGCCAACAACGGCUGGUGGUAG
Aricia agestis (brown argus) is the source of this 591-nucleotide messenger RNA. RefSeq names its product keratin, type II cytoskeletal 5-like. The record is from RefSeq and is a predicted model, not a curated record. Lineage: Eukaryota; Metazoa; Arthropoda; Insecta; Lepidoptera; Lycaenidae. The coding region runs from base 1 to 591 and encodes 196 amino acids. The transcript has 2 exons.